CAUGUUUAUUUCACACGAGAAACGAAUUUCGAGAGACAAAAUGUCGAAAUAAUGUUUUAAAAGAAGAAAAUUGAUGUACAAACUGGUUAAGAUUUUUCAAUGCAAGGCUAUUUUGAACAUCAUAGGCAAUUUCUGAGAAAGCUUAAUAUCUGUUAACAUCUUCUAUGAUCAACACUAUUGAAGACACAUAGUCUCACCAUUAGUGAAAAACGGUUGUAAAUCAUUGAAAAAUCACAUUCUUUCCUAUCAAAAAUAGAAUGAUCAGAGAUGUUAAGCAUAUGAGCUUGUAGUCUAUGUAAACCUCUACAAAACUGUAUAUAAGAAAAAUAUUUUACAAACAAAUUUCAUCGAUACUAAGGAGCAUAAUAUAUAUCAUUCGAAGCGCUUCGACUUGCUCUACAACAUAUUACAAUAGAUUUCUCAAUUCUGAAUAGAUCACCUAAUUCGACAGGAUAUUUUGUUUAAAGAUUAUAGGAAAGUUUGUUUUUUUCUUCUUAGCUUUAAAUUGGUCAAAUGAAUUUGAAUAUUGGUUAAAUGAUGUUGAACCACCUGUUGAUAAUUAUCAAUUAACAACAAUAAAACCAAAUUUACGUGUUACACAUUUAAAUUAUUGGUAUGAACAUGGUGGUGUUAUGAUUAUGGGUUAUGAUAUAUAUAGAAGAUUAGCUAAUGGUUUUGGUUUAAAAAAUAAAAAAACUAAAGCACAAGCAUAUAAAUGUCUUGUUGAUCCAGGACCUGAUAUCAUUGUUGCUGAUGAAGGACAUAUUUUAAAAAAUGCUCAAACAGCUCUUGCUAAAUGUUUAUCAAAAAUAAAAACAUAUCGUCGUAUUGUUUUAACUGGUACACCAUUACAAAAUAAUCUCAUUGAAUAUUAUUGUAUGGUAUCAUUUAUAAAACCAAAUUUACUUGGUAGUCAACAAGAAUAUAUAAAUCGUUUUGUUAAUCCAAUACAAAAUGGUCAACAUCGAGAUUCAAGUGAAGAAGAUGUUUGUUUAAUGAGACGACGUGCAUGUGUUUUACAUGAAUUAUUAAUAGGUUUUAUUGAUCGAAAAGAUUAUUCAUUAUUAAAAGAUUAUUUACCACCAAAAUUUGAAUAUAUAAUUAAUAUACAAUUAAGUGAUUUACAAACAACAUUAUAUGAUUUAUAUUUAAAACAACAAGAAAAUCAUCAACAACAACAACAACAAAAUUUAUCUACAUUGAAAAAAGAUUUUAAAUCAGUAAAAUUAUUUGCUGAUUAUCAAUAUUUACAAAAAAUUUGGACACAUCCAUUUUUACUUUAUCCACAUUUUAUUGAUCAUUGGAAAAAACGUUUAAAUAAAGAUGAAGAUGAUUUUCUUGAUGAUAGUGAACUUGAAACUAUGUUUACUGAUGAAGAUGAAGAAAUGGAAGAAAAGAAAAAAACUAAAAAGAAAACUAAUAAAAAGAAAAAUGAAAAAGAAGAAAAGUCGAAUAAAAAGAAAAAUUUUAGUGGUUUCUUAAUUGAUAAUGUUGGUGAUGAAGAUGAAAGUGUUGAACCAUCAACAAAUAAUGAUGAACAUUCAAAAUCACAAAAACGUACUAUGUCUAAAUCAUCAAAUGGUUCUUCAGUAACAACUGUUGAAUCAGGUUCAUAUCAAGAUGAUGAUGAUGAUGAUGAUGAUAAUAAUAAUGAUGAAAUAAAUGAAGGAUUAGAUUCAGAUUCAAAAUCGAAAUUAACUGAUAACAAUAAUGACGAUGAUAAUGUUCAUGAAAAAGUUGAAAUAGUUAAAAGUUAUCGAACUCGAAGUCGAACAGCAGCAAAAAAUAAAGAAAAACAAAAUUCAUUAAAAAUAUUUAAUGGAAAACAGAUGAAUUCUGAUGUUUUUGAUACUGGUAAUGAUAAGAUACCUUUAAAUGAAUCCGAUGAUGAUGAUGAUGAUAAUAAUCAAGAAAAUACUGAUCAACCAUGGUUAAAUGAUAUGCGUGAACAAUUUUGGUUUCCAUUCUUAGAUAUGUUACCAGAUGAAAGUGAAUUUGAUAUAAAUUUAAGUGGAAAAUUAGUUUUACUUAAAUCAAUUCUUGAUAAAUGUGCUGAUAUUGGUGAUAAAAUUCUUCUUUUUUCACGUAGUUUAUAUACAUUAAAUUAUAUUGAAAGAUUUUUAUAUUAUUUACAAAAACAAAAUGAAGAAGAAUAUAAAAAACAAUGUGAAUCAAGAAGACAAUUACGUCAAAUGCUUUCUUCAAAUGGUACUAAUAAUAAAGAUUUAUGUGAUUAUAUAUCACAACCUAUAGAAUGGAUACGUGAUCAAGAUUAUUUUCGUAUGGAUGGUCAAACAGAUGUAAUAGCAAGAAAACGUUAUGCUAAAGCAUUUAAUGAUGAAACAAAUAUACGUUCACGAUUAUUUCUUAUAUCAACAUUAGCUGGUGGAAUUGGAAUUAAUUUAGUUGGUAGUAAUAGAGUUAUUGUUUUUGAUGCAAGUUGGAAUCCAAGAAAAAUUAUGUAUAAAAUUGAAUCAAAACAUUAUACAAUAUUUACAAAAUAUUAA
Molecule: messenger RNA, 2507 nt
Organism: Rotaria sordida
Lineage: Eukaryota; Metazoa; Rotifera; Eurotatoria; Philodinida; Philodinidae
Source: the annotation of a GenBank genome assembly